GAGUUUUCCAUCGGUGUAGAAACAAUAGUCAGCGCUCCGAUUAAGCUGAGCCACCCCGCAAGAAAAGAAGAAGAAAUGGCGUUCUUGUUCAAAACCAUCAUCUGCGCUACCCUGCUGUCGUUGGCCGUGGCCGAGUACGGCGUUGAAGAGGAACACCACGAGCAUCACCAGCCGGGAUUCUCGUACGCCAAGUUCAGCGGCCCGGUUAGCGGCCCCGCCCACGAAGUACACAUCGCCGACAAGCACGGACAUGGGCACAUCAUCGAUUACGUGGCCAAACCGGACUACCAAUUCGAGUACGGAGUUGAGGACCCCAAGAGCAAGGUCUCGCAGAACCGCAAGGAGCACCGCCACGAGGAUGAAUUGCACGGCGAAUACACGGUUCAGCAGCCGGACGGUAAGCUGCGAGUCGUCAAGUAUACCGCCAACAAGCACUCGGGAUUUCACGCUGAAGUGUUGAUCGAUGGAAAACCACUGCACGAGGAAGAGCUGGCCAAAUUGGCCCAUGAAGCUCAGGAACAGGUCGCAAGGGCACAUGAGCAGCAACACGAGGAACCAGCUUCGUACGGUGGCCACGAAGAGCAGACCUACGGAGGUGGUGAAGUGUCCUAUGGUGGUGAAGAGGGUGGCGAAGAGUACUACCAUUGAAUUCCACCGUUGCAAUUCUAGUUUUUAGAACGUUUCAUUAGAUUUCCUCGCCGAAAAAUACUCUAUUUAUUUUUAAGAAUCGUCACUUUUUAAAAAAACGUCUAGUCGACACUUUUAACCAAAACCGACAAGCAAAGCACCAGAUGGUUUUAGAAUACUACUUCGCUGCGAAUAGCUAUGCUUUAGUUCUUUAUCGGGACACAAGUUUCCCAAUACUUAGCUAACUGGAUACAAUCCGCUCAAUAUGCCCAGAAUGUGAUAAAUGUGAAAGAUUUUUUAUUUCUUCAGAUCAGUAAUUAGAACCCAAAUGCGCGGUGUACUCACACAGCCACCCUCCAAUGACCACGAAAGUCGAUAAUGUUCGUUUUUAACUGAGACAUAAAAUUUAAACUGUAAACCCGAGAAGAAUCUCGGAUUCGAAAUCGAAUAACGUACAUUCAUUGUUGAUUAGUUUGUUACGAGCUUGACUGUAGGAUUGUAGGAUUAAGACUUUUAAAAAACGAAAAGAGAGCCCGAAGUGCUCCCCAAAAAUAAACAAUGCGAUUAAUGAAUU
Aedes aegypti (yellow fever mosquito) is the source of this 1201-nucleotide messenger RNA. RefSeq names its product cuticle protein. Gene Ontology annotation, cellular component: extracellular matrix. Lineage: Eukaryota; Metazoa; Arthropoda; Insecta; Diptera; Culicidae. The transcript has 2 exons. The record is from RefSeq and is a predicted model, not a curated record. The coding region runs from base 76 to 648 and encodes 190 amino acids.